This is a messenger RNA of Oncorhynchus tshawytscha (Chinook salmon), 1854 nucleotides long. Its product is annotated as nociceptin receptor-like. Gene Ontology annotation, cellular component: membrane; neuron projection. Bases 10 to 882 code for a protein of 290 amino acids. NCBI's taxonomy places the organism in Eukaryota, Metazoa, Chordata, Actinopteri, Salmoniformes, Salmonidae. The transcript is spliced from 2 exons. Gene Ontology annotation, biological process: sensory perception of pain; neuropeptide signaling pathway. The record is from RefSeq and is a predicted model, not a curated record. Gene Ontology annotation, molecular function: neuropeptide binding; nociceptin receptor activity.
UACACUAAGAUGAAGACAGCCACCAACAUCUACAUAUUUAACCUGGCUCUGGCUGACUCCCUGGUCCUUGCUACCUUACCCUUCCAGGGAACAGACCUGUUCCUGGGCUUCUGGCCGUUCGGUAACGCCCUCUGCAAGGCCGUGGUCUCCAUCGACUACUACAACAUGUUCACCAGCACCUUUACUCUGACCGUGAUGAGCAUGGAUCGCUACGUGGCCGUGUGCCAUCCGGUCAAGGCCCUGGACAUGAGGACGCCCCACAAGGCCAAAGUGGUCAACAUCUGUGUGUGGGUCCUGGCGUCGGCGAUAGGGGUACCGGCCAUGGUGUUGGGAGAUGUGGAGGUUGAACAUAACAGUGUAGAGUGUAUCGUAGUCCUCCCAGACCCUCGUAGCUACUGGGACCCGGUGUUCGGCACCUGCGUUUUCCUGUUUUCCUUCCUCAUCCCAGUGGCCAUCAUCAGUGUCUGCUACAGCCUGAUGGUGAAGCGCCUUCGCAGCGUCCGCAUCCUGUCCGGCUCCAAGGAGAAGGACCGCAACCUGCACCGCAUCACCCGCAUGGUCCUGGUCGUAGUGGCAGCCUUCGUGGUCUGUUGGACCCCAGUCCAGAUCAUGGCUCUGGCCCAGUCAUUGGGCUUCAACCUGAGUAGCCUCCUCACCAUGGCCCUGAUGCACUUCUGUAUUGCGCUGGGCUACGUCAACAGCAGUCUUAACCCAGUCCUCUACGCCUUCCUGGACGAGAACUUCAAGAGGUGCUUCAGGGAGUUCUGCCACCCGGGUCCAUUCCGCCUGGACAGCCGGCAGCAGUCAGGUCGGAUGAGGAGCAUCGCCCGCGAGGUGGCUUACAAUUGCAAGACGGCGGAUGGGAAUACAAAUCCCGCAUGACUAGGCGUGGAGCUGCCCUUGGUCUGCCAGGAACCCCAGAACAACCACCACCAAAGGACAGGGAACUCCAACAUGGAGCUCACCCAGAUCACUACCCUCUAGCAGGAUGACGGCCCCAUGGGCUGGGGCCAAACGGGGAAAGGCCAAGGAAGAGGACCGGAGGUGGCCCAAGGCAGGGGCACUGUCCGAAUGGCCUGGUUGGGGCCAGAUCUGGGCCGGAGCUGUUUGGAGGCCUAACAGCAGGGUUGGGUAGUCUAACAGACCUUCUACUAGGGACUAAGGGGCUUCUCUGUGUCUUUAGGGAACAUGGAUGUUAUUAACAUGUAUGUCAUGUUGUCUUUAUUUAAUUGGUUUAAUCAUUUUCAGGACGAUUAAGUUCAGAGUUUAGGUCUAUGUGCUUCAUGGACAAUUUACGCGAAUGUCAACAGUUUUUGCUCACACUUAUCUCAACUCUGCGUCUGUUGAUUGGUUGAUUAAUUAUGUUGUCGUGGUCAUUUUUUAAAUGUUUGUUUUAUAGAUGCUUUUUUGUUUGUUUCUAUGCUGUAGGUAAUUACUUUAAGUGGAUGUUAUUAGUUUAUUUCUGUUUUAUAUUGUUCGAGAGAAACAAUUUGUCUUAUUCCAUGGCCUUAAAUACCAAACAAAGUCUGUAUAAAUACUAUCCACUAUCCUGGGAUAAAGUGUGUCAGUUCUUGAUGGUGCUGUACUGUAACUUUCCUUGUUUUGUAUCACCUUGCAGGUGUUGUGUAGGAACGGACAACACAUCACAACAGAGACUUGCUUGUUGAAGCCUUUAUUAUUCAUUGUUAUGAUGAAAUAAUCGCAGAUGAUGAUGCUCCGCGUUUUUCUGCUUGUCGUCCUGUAAAAAUGAAGCAAAUAUAUUUUGUACUAUUAUUUGUUUGAAUCCAGGCUAUAUCACAUCUGGCCGUGAUUGGGAGUCCCAUAGAACGGCGUUGUCCAGGUUUGGACGGUGUA